Molecule: messenger RNA, 2891 nt
Organism: Populus euphratica (Euphrates poplar)
Lineage: Eukaryota; Viridiplantae; Streptophyta; Magnoliopsida; Malpighiales; Salicaceae
Exons: 4
Coding region: 165-2366 (733 amino acids)
Source: RefSeq, a predicted model, not a curated record
AGCUCCUAUCUCUCUCUCUGUCUCUCUCUCUAUCUCUGUAAUCUAAAACUCCUACUCCUGCUACUACUUCUUGUCAUCAUCACCCUCAUCUUCUUGUGUUUUAGACCAACCCAUAUCUUUGUUUCUUGUGUACAUUCAAAGCAAAAGAGAAACUGUUACUAGACAUGGGAAGGGAAUGGUAUUAUUGGGGUGGUGGUAAAACCUUGAAGAAAGGUGGUGGUAGUGGUGGUGGUGGCCGUGAAGGUGGGAGAGAGGGAGAGAAAGAUACUGCUAAUUUAUCUACUAGUUGUAUGUGUGCUGUGUUUCAGUUAUUUGCUUUAAAUCAGUUUCAACAACAGCCUUCUAACGUUCUUCAGCCCAACUCUUUCCUUCCUCUGCAGGAUCAUCCAAUCCCAAAAGGUGUUGAAGCACCCAGGAAUAGCUUGGAAUUGGAAGAGGAGCCUUCAUUGCCAUCAUCAAAAGACGAAAAUCUCAAUAUCCCUAUUGGUAUUCAAAUUAAAACAAAAGGAGUUCCAAAUGAUUCAUCUUCAUCAGAGAUCAGCUCUUCUCCAGGAACCAAGACACCAAAUUUGGUAGCUAGACUUAUGGGGCUUGAUCUUCUUCCUGAUCAUCUUACCAACUCGCCAAGCCAUUCUUCUUCAUCAACUCUUGGCACACCAAACCUUCCACCAAAAUCCCAUUUUCAUAACCAAAAUUGCAGACCUCAACAACCACGUCCUCUCCAUAGCAAAACAAGUAGCCCUCGAAGUUAUUUGGACCAUGAUUUUUCAGGCACCCGUUCUUUGCCUGAGACACCAAGAAUAUCGUCAGCUAGAAGAUCAGAUGUAGAGCACCGUUUGUCACUCCAAAUCAACAAAGAAAAUGUAAGUGAAGACUUGAUGCUCUCUCGUCUCUCAUCUUUGAAAAGAAUAGAGCUCAAAGUUGAAGAAGAGAACAGCAGUCCAGGCCACUAUGCGAGGCAAAUUGUGAAGCAAGUUAAAGAAAGUGUGACCAGGAAAGUCGGCUUGGAUAUUACAAACACGGUAAGAAAUAGAGAGCAAACAAGAAGAAGAGAUCAAGAGCUUGAGCUUAUUAGUCAAUACAAGUCCAAGAAAAUUCUCUCCAAAGUUCCAAGUAGCACAAAAAUUGUUGAUGUUACAGGUAAUAGUCCAGGAAACCAUCAUGUUACCACAACUUCUUGCUCUCCAAGACUCAAAUUCUUGGAACCCAAAAACAAGCCAAUCACAACUCUACCUUGCGAGGACCACAAUAAUAAUUCUCAUUCUAAAAAACCAUCACUACUUCUGUCUCAAAAUACCAAACCUUCAACAAAGCCAGAUUUGCCUGAGGUCCUCCUGCAGGAUCAAUGCCACCAUCAGCAUCAGCAGAGACCUUCCAAGAAUUGCAAGAAAGUGACUGAAGAAAAAUAUGAUCCACCACCAUCAAGACUCAUCGAGAAACCUCUAAAAUCAUCAGAUAUUAUCAGAACCAACAAGGAAGAUCCAUUUGUACUUUCAACAUCAGUUACAAGAACCAAUAUUCCUGACAAGAAAUGCAAGAAAACCCCAUUAUCAAAUGACCUCACCAUCUCUCUGCCAACUCUCCUUCCUGUCAAGAAAGACCCUACUCCUCCAGCGACAAAAAUCCCUCAAAAACAGGUAUCAAAUGUUGCUCAAGAAUCGAAAUGGAGCUCACAGUUAUCUAGUUGUUCGAGCCAGUCGUACAAACAACAACAAGCGACGCGUAGGCUCGAUUCCCAAGAAAAUAACAAUGAGGAUAGGUGUAAUAACGGUGUCGCCACCAAUAUUAUCCCCACCGGAGAUGGAGCAUCAGGAGAAGAAUAUGAGUACAUUACUAGAAUACUAAAACGUACAGGUGUAGACAAAGAUACCCCGGUGUCUUUUACUAGGUGGUUUUCUCCUUCUCAUCCUCUAAACCCUUCGACUUUUUACUACCUCGAACAUCUUACCACUCCUAGCUAUGUUACCAGUACUUGUGAGAAUAAUCGCACCUUAAACCGUCGAAGCAAUCGAAAAUUGUUGUUCAAUCUUGUUGAUGAAAUUUUGGUCGACAUUUUGCGUCCAUACAUCAACAUGAAACCUUGGAGUCGUACUAGGUUAGGCAUGCUUAGUCAGCAGGAUCCAAUUAGUCACAUGAAUGGGUCGCAUUUGGUUCAAAUGUUAUGUACAAAGCUUAGGAGCUUCCCUUGCGCUGAUUGCCACGAUCUCAAAGACAUCGAUGGGUUAAUAGACAAAGAUUUGGCCCAAUUGAAGGAUCAAAGUGAAAUUGCAUUCGGAGAAGAAGGUGAAAGGAUUGUAAUGGAAGUGGAGAAGGACAUCAUGGACACAUUAAUACAUGAAACGGCUAUGAUUUUUUAUGGUGAAUAACGAAGUGGAUCGAUUAAUUACCAUAAGUUAGACAAUAUUAGACAAUAUUCGAGUAGAGUUAUGGGGAUGGAUUCAAGUGAUGGUAGAGAGACAAGAGAGCAGAAGGGUCACAUGGGUUAUUCACGUGAUGAGAUGCUAUAUGUUAGGGGGGGUCCAAACUAAAGGUUGGGACUUGUAAAAAAGAGGUUGGUCUACAAGUGGAGAUUCAGACUCUUUUAUCCGACAACAACACACCUGCUAUCUCAUUGGCUCUUGAAAGACAGCAACUAUUGACAGAGGAUUCCAUUCCUCUCUCUCUCCCUCUCCCCCCCCUCUCUCCCUCUCUCUCCCCCCUGUAAGUAUAUUGUAUAGUAUAUCUAUCACCUUUUCCUUUAUUUGAUGAUGUUCUUUUUAAUCUUAAAACAGAUCGGGUUCUUAGUAGUGGUCCUGUAAUGGUGUAAUAUACGGUUUUGUACCUUCAUCUGUGAUUUUUCAGAUUGUCAUCAUCAGAUGGACCAUCAUGGUGUCCAUGAUUAUGUGUUUCAA